AUGACUACAUUGGCCGAUUUGCAUAGGUUGCGGGAGGCUCAUACAGCAGCAAAUGCAAACAAGGAUGGUACUUUACCUUUGGAUGAAGUGGAUAAAAACGCUCAAGAAGCGUUAAAUCAAUUAGAACUACGUAAAAAGGCUCGUUUAAUACAAGUAUCCACAGAAGACUCUGAAGUGAGGGCUUAUCUUCGCCAACUUGGUGAACCUGUCUGUUUAUUUGGUGAAGAUGGAGCAGACCGAAGAGAAAGACUACGGAUGAUUCUUGCAGUGAGCGGUGGUCCAGCUCAAAGACCAACUUUAACAGAUACAGUAAAAUCAUCAACUGGGACUGGUACAUCUGUUAAUCGACUUGGUGAAAAUAUUUCUACUACUGAGACUGUCGGAGAUGAUACUACAGUGUGGUACCAUCAAGGUCCGAAUACUCUUGCAGAGGCUCGUCUAUGGAUUAGUGAAUUUUCCUUAACUCGAGCUAAAGUACGGCUGGAUAGAGCUAGGAAUUAUUUCAAUAAUGUUCCAGCACCUCAACGCAAAGCUAAACUCCAAGAAUAUCAUAAGGUUUUGCGAAACACAAAUUUGCUAUGCAGUCAAGUUGGAGAUAUUCGACCAUUAAGUAUGUGUCGCUUUUCACCUGAUGGUAAACAAUUAGCUACAUCAUCUUGGAGUGGUCUAUGUCGUUUAUGGUCUAUUCCUGAUUGUAAUUUAGUUAUGAAUUUACGUGGGCAUACUGCACCAACUUGUGCUAUUGUUUGGCAUCCUCAAGCUGGUCUCCAGUCGGAACAACAAUUAGCACUUGCCAGCUCAGCUCAAGACGGAAGCGUUAAACUAUGGAGUUUAGAUAAUGAAGAACCUUUGGCCGAUAUUGAAGGUCACGCGCCUCACAGAGUAUCCCGCUUAGCCUUCCAUCCUUCUGGACGUUUCCUGGCAACUACGUGCUUCGAUCACUCAUGGCGCUUAUGGGAUUUAGAGGCUUGUGAAGAAAUUUUACACCAAGAAGGUCAUUCCAAGCCAGUUUAUGAUGUUGUUUUUCACCCUGAUGGUUCCUUAGCUCUAACCACCGGUUUGGAUGGAUAUGCUCGUGUUUGGGACUUACGAACAGGUCGUUGUAUUAUGUUUCUAGAAGGCCACCUUGAAGAGUUGCUGGGCGCAGAUGUAGCUGAUAAUGGUUAUCACGCAGCCACUUCUAGUGCAGAUAACACCGUUCGUAUUUGGGAUUUACGACAACAACAAGCAAUUUAUGUAAUACCAGCUCACACUAGUGUUGUAAGCAGCGUACGAUUUGAAUCACGCAACUGUAACUAUAUUGUUACCAGUUCGUUUGAUAAAACAACCAAAAUUUGGGGCCAUCCUAUCUGGACACCUAUCAAAACGCUCGAAGGACAUAACAGUAAAGUUGUUUAUGCAGACAUUUCACCAGACAAUAAAUACAUUGCAACCUGUUCCCACGACCUGACUUAUAAACUGUGGAGUAAAGAAGCAAACUAA
Messenger RNA from Schistosoma rodhaini, 1482 nucleotides. The record is from the annotation of a GenBank genome assembly. Lineage: Eukaryota; Metazoa; Platyhelminthes; Trematoda; Strigeidida; Schistosomatidae.